Molecule: messenger RNA, 243 nt
Organism: Mesoplodon densirostris (Blainville's beaked whale)
Lineage: Eukaryota; Metazoa; Chordata; Mammalia; Artiodactyla; Ziphiidae
Gene: CLEC2B
Product: C-type lectin domain family 2 member B
Exons: 3
Source: RefSeq, a predicted model, not a curated record
AUGCGGUCACAUUUAGCUGCUCAUACGCAAGAUUUUCUUAGGUGAUACAAGUGUAUUUCUGAUCACUGGAUUUGGUGAGACAUGACCAAAGAUCAAACAGGACAAUGGGUGAACAGAAGCAUAGAUAACAACUGGUUUAAUAUGACAGGGAAUGAAAUAUGUUUUUAUCUUAAUGAAGAUGGUGUUGCAAAAGCUAGAUGCUACACAGAAAGAAAAUGGAUUUGCAGGAAAAGAAUGCACUGA